UGUAACCGAUAGAGAUAGGGAGCCCGCGGAGUCCGUAGUUGAGUUUGUUAUUUUUUUUGUGGUAGCAUUAGGAAGGUAAUCGGGGCAGAUAGCAUUAACGGUUGGCUCCGCGCUCAAGUGUGGCAGACCGCAAGCAUGACGAGCGCCGGCAACUGCGCUCUCGUGCUUCUCUUCUUGAUUACGGCGGUGUUAGCACAAGACUAUGACGUGACGGACAUUCAAUGCACGUUCGCCAGCGGCGGCUCUGGUAUUCGAGACUCCGUGACAGCACUUCUCAGGAAGCCCGAAGGGUUCCGUGGUGCCCCACUCUUCGCCGACGAUCGAACAACCGACCCUAUAGGCGACCCAGUAUGCCAGAUACGACCGGAGUCUGACGACCCCACCGGGUUACUCUACAGGUUGAGAAUCAACGACUUCACCAAAUGCGGAGUACUAAAAAGAAAUGGUUUCGUGCACGUCCGCAUAUGGUUCCCGCAGUUCCCUGGAGUAGUCAUGCAGUCAGACCAGGAGCUCAUAAUCAUGUGCAAGCCACCAGAGCCGACCAUCAUAGAGAACAAGGCAGCAGGUUUUGCCGGCAGCUUUCCGCACGGCGCUCGCGUCUCCGGCGUGGUGGAGGAGACACCUGGGCGACUGGAAUACGAAGUGGCACUGUACAAAGAAGCGCCACCUGUCUCGCGCCAUUCCAACCACUCCGUGGACAUGCCUGUCGAUCAGGCUGUACCGAUCGGAACAAAACUUCAACUCCGAGCACGUAUCAACCCCGACUCUGCCUGGCGUCACAUAAAGCUUCUUGAGGUAGCCGUUUCUCCUGAUCCCGAUCGUCCACAUGCGCCUGGUGCUGUUUUACUGGUUAAAGAUGGAUGCCGAAACAGAGAUUUCGCAUCAAUCAUCCCGCACCAACCGGCCCGCUAUCGUGAGCGACACAACGAAGUGUUUUUGGACUUUGAAGCCUUCCUUCUUGCCUCCAUGAAAGAACGUUCCACUCUUUGGAUACAUUCGCAGAUAAAAGCCUGCAUGGACGUCGCCGAUUGCCAACCUGAUUAUUGUCUAGAUUUAUUUGAACCUUCAGGACACGGUCGUCGCAGAAGAUCGUUACCAGAUUCAAGUUCGUCAUAUAACAUAACAAGUUCAUCUUUGAUCGCUGAUAACGGUACAACUCCUUUCACGAGGUUCAAAGAAAACCUCGAGUACACAGUUGUCAUGCCAGGAGAGCUGUUUCAUCGGACGCCGUUGGAAGGAAAUUGUGCUACCUCAAUGAUGGUUGCUGUGGCACUGGGAGCAUUACUUUUCAUGUCAGCAUUACUGAUGUGCUAUCUAGCGACAAAAUUGAAUUCAACAAUGCUGAAAAAUAGCAGCCUUCACGCGCCAUCGGGGAAAGGUUUCGAACAAAUACUUAGAGAACUGGCACAACAUUCUUUGCCCGAAACGGGUUAUACAGGUCGCCCUACUGUUCAAUGAUUAUAAUGUUUAUGUACCUAUUUACAAUUAAUAAGAUAGGAAC
Molecule: messenger RNA, 1501 nt
Organism: Pararge aegeria (speckled wood butterfly)
Lineage: Eukaryota; Metazoa; Arthropoda; Insecta; Lepidoptera; Nymphalidae
Exons: 9
Coding region: 136-1458 (440 amino acids)
Source: RefSeq, a predicted model, not a curated record